AUGGAUCAGUCGGUACGCAAGCAUCUCCCCUCCAAGUUGGAGUCGCUGCCCACCGAGCUGCUCGAGGCCAUCUUAUCCGCCUCACGCUCGAAAAUCGAUCUCCACGCUCUCAUCAGUGCCUCGCCCCUGCUUUACAGAGUGUUCCUGUCAGCCAAGCGGGCAGUCUUCGUCAGCAUUUUGGCCAGGGAUCUGGGUCCGGCCCUGCGGGACGCCGUAGCUCUCACCACCCCAGCUCCAGCCAAAGACGACUACCACAGAGAUGAGGAAAAAGCAAAAAGGAUAAUACAGCAAUAUCGGGCACUGCCCCGCGGCGAGCAAGGUCUGAUACCGGCAACCGUCGACGAAGCCGUGGCACUGCUCCACGUGAAUCACAGCGUUCAAUUCCUCGUCGACGAAUUCGCGACGUCGAGGCUCCCGGAGCUCGAAAAGAUACGCCCAGACGCCGCCCGUCCACUCACAUUCACAGAACGUUGGCGCUUGGCGCAGGCCCUGCUACGACAUCAAAUGCUAACCACCGUCAUCCAAGGCCGUGAUGAUACCCCACCGCGAGGAUCCACGAUCCUCCCUGACUUCUUCGGCCUCUUCAACCCUUGGGAAAUGCACCAGCUGGCCGACGUCCACUCUUUCGUCUGCGAAGCCGUACACGAGGCCUUCUUUUACUGCCGGGAAACGAACAGGAAGCCAAGGCUGAUGGAUAGCCCUCCUACGGAGUUGCAGAAGGAGAGAGCCGCGGCGUACUGCGAUCUCUCUGCACUGCACCGAAAACUCGUCUCGGAGCGAGCUCGCCUGGAUGCUGAUCCGGGGAUCACAGCGGCACCGUGGCAGCCCCGACAGAGAACGCGGCCCUACGGGGCCGACACGAAGAACAUCGCGGCCCGGUUCAACUGCCUCGUAGCAGGGCCCUUACCCGUGGUCCAAGGCUCCCAUAGGGUGGCGGAAGAACACAGGGACGUCCGUGACGAGCUGUAUCGGCGCGAGGAUGCGAUGCCGCCCUUGACGCACGACGAAGACGACUAUUCAGGCCCGCCGUUCGGGUGGGUUGAUGCUCAUGGCAGGAUCGACUGCCAGCGAUGGGGCAAGCAUGCUCGCCGCGAGGUGUUACCGCCAGGUCAGGAGGAGUUUGAAAUCCGUCAACGAGGUUGGAUGACGCAGCAACUGGACCAGUGGCGCUGGCUGGGCUUCGCCUUCUGGGACCGGGAUCGUGUCGAAUUGCUCAAGGCGCGGAUGCCGGCGUGGAAAGCCGGAUGGCUUACGGUCGCGCCCCCGCCUGAGGAGGAGUGUGAGAUAUACACAACGCCCCAGCAGCCCAGGAUUCGGCGUACCAGACGUCGUGCUAGAGAGUCUGCUCCGGAGAUUACUCCAGGUGUUGAAUGA
This is a messenger RNA of Colletotrichum karsti, 1374 nucleotides long. RefSeq lists its product as uncharacterized. NCBI's taxonomy places the organism in Eukaryota, Fungi, Ascomycota, Sordariomycetes, Glomerellales, Glomerellaceae. The transcript has a single exon. Bases 1 to 1374 code for a protein of 457 amino acids. The record is from RefSeq and is a predicted model, not a curated record.